UCCCCCUGUUAAGAAAUCUUGUCCUCCGACUGUGAUUCCUUCAGCCCCUGAUCCUAUGCCCCCUCCCCCUUUGUAUCCUGGCCUCCCAGUUCUGGCCCCCUCAACGGAAAACCCCCCCCCCCCUCUCUGAGGAUAAUGCUUCAGCUGAAAGGGGUGAGCCGAACCACGAGGACCUUUCCAAACAGGAGUCCCCUUUAACCUCUCUGAGCUCCUCAAUAUCCGACCGCACCAGGAGCAAGACGGGCCCAGUAACAAAUCAAAACUCCGAGACACAGUGGAGGAUGUCGACUGAUUAUAACCCUGGGGAUAUUAGAUUUACCCUUAUUGGCUCCCCGGGCCAGAGUGGUAGGAUACACGAAAUGCCCCUGCAACGGAAUUAUUUGUGUCCACUGCGGGAAACUAUAGCCCCUGAGGGCAAUCUCACUAUGGUAUAUGUUCCCUUUACCACUAGUGAUCUAUAUAAUUGGAAACAACAGAAUCCCCCGUUCUCGGAAGAUCCCACCCCGCUGACAGCAGUGUUUGAGACCUUAAUUACGGCCCACAACCCUACUUGGGGUGACAUGAGGGUCGCUCUUAACACUCUAUUAACCGCGGAAGAGAGGCGCUUAGUCCUCUCAAGGGCCCGCGAGUGGGUAGCUGAGACGGAGGGAGACUCGGCCGCGGUGGCUGCGCGGCUGCCUGAAAGCCCUCCCAACUGGUCGCAUGUUGCGGCUGGCCGGGCCCACCAUAGCCAAUACGCUACGGCUAUAGUGCAGGGAAUGAAACGCUGCAUUAGGAAAACCCCAAAUUGGGCCAAAUUGUAUAAUAUAAGACAGGAAAGGAAUGAGAACCCAGCUGCUUUUUAUGAGCGGCUUUGUAAUAUUUGUAAAAGAUACACAGACCUCGAUCCUGAGGAUAUCAACGGGAAACGGGUGCUAAUCCCCCUUUUCAUUGGCCAGUCCUACGAGGACAUUAGAAAGAAGUUGCAAAAAUUGGAGGGGGCAUCGGGCAAGAAUAUAGAGGAACUUUUAGAAAUAGCCAUGAAGGUUUAUGAUCGGAGGGAUGAUGAGGAGCGAAAGAAAGGGGCCCACGUUCUGGCCAUGGCCCUGAGAGAAGGAUAUGUAGAAACGGGGGACAAGGUUAAGGAGAGGCCAGGGCCACCAGGGAAGGGGCGGGGCCCCCGCCUGGGCCGGAACCAGUGCGCUAUCUGUAGGGAAGAGGGGCACUGGAAGAAUGAAUGCCCCCGGCGACAGGCCAUGGGAAAAGAACGUAAAAACAAAACCCCGUCCCUUCCCAUCCUUUACAACAGCACGGGACGUUCAGGGGAGGGAUCUUCCCCAUAGGGAAGCCGGGGGACCCAAUGGCCCCUCCUGG
This is a messenger RNA of Chrysemys picta bellii (western painted turtle), 1353 nucleotides long. The record is from RefSeq and is a predicted model, not a curated record. Lineage: Eukaryota; Metazoa; Chordata; Testudines; Emydidae.